AUGAAGUGCAUUUUUGAAAAAUUGGUAAGGAGCCUGUGCUACAAUGUAAGCAUUGUGGGUGCGGCAAACAGCGGCAAGUCGUCUCUGUACAACUACAUCUUGGAUGAACUAAAUGUUAAUAAUAAAAGAUCAUCAGUUGUAAGUAAUAUAGCAAAUUAUUCCAUUGAAUAUAAUGAAAACGUAGUAAAAAUUGAAAAAAAGAAAUGUGUAUUUAUAGAUACGAUUGGUUUAAAUGAAAUGAUGAUAACAAAAUUGGAGCAAUGGAAAUUAAAAGAGUAUAAUAUAACAUAUGAAAAGAAUAAUAUUGUAAAGAAUUACUAUAACACAAUUAUUAAUAGUGAUUUACUUUUAUUUUGUUUGAAUCCAUUUGACGUAAGAAUCAUUGAUAUAAUAUCUUACAAUAUUAUUCAUGAUAUAUAUAAAGAACAUGCAAACAUUCUUACAGUAGUAUAUAAUGCUCACUGGAAGGAAGGCACAUGCAGAACAAAUGGUAUUGCACACAAUGAUUACACACAUAACGAUAUUUUACGCAACCUAUGUGAUAUAUUCGAAUCUUUUAAAAAUAUAGUAUUUUAUCCAAGUACUUUCAUUACGCAUGAUGAGCAGCAGCAGCAGCAGGGGCGGCAAUUGCAACAGCAACAGCAACAGCAGCUGCAGCUGCAGCGGCAGGAGGAUCUAUUGUUCAUGCUAAGGCACAGGAUAAAAGAAAUUAGCGGAGCCAUCAAAAGAAGCGGAAACUACAUUAGAAGAACAGCUGAACAGGAUGAAGCAACUAGUACACGAGCCACUGAAAGCAAUCCUCAAAGAAACGCGGAUCAAGAUGAUGAAGAGAUGCUCGACUUGAUAGACGAAAGUCUGCGUAUAUUCCAACCAAGCCUUACCAAGGAAACAAAAAACUAUUUCUACAAAUUUGUAAACUUAAAAAAGAAGGAAAAGUUAAACGAUGCAUUAUUUAACAGUUACUUCAGUGAGCACAUUUUGAAAAAGUCGCUAAGAAGGAUUACACAAUCAUCACAACGAGAAGCUAACGAAUGGACCACUGAGAACAAGGAGGAGGAAAAUGUGCAUAAAAAUAACAUUGAAAACGGUGAGCAUCGCAUGAACAAGUCAGGAAAAAUGUGGCAAGCGGAUGACAGUAUCGCAUUUAACAACUUGAAGAAGGAGGAUGGCAAUCGUACUGCUUAUGAUGAAGAACCAAACGAUUACUUCUACUUUUUGAAAAAAAUGCAAAGUAACAAAUUCGAAGAAAGGAAAAAAAUGAUCGGGAAAUUAAAAAACAAGAGGAUUCAAAUUUUGAAAAAUAUUAUUAAUAGAGACGAAAAUGCCAAUCCCUAUGAUUUGAUAAAUUUGAGUGAGAGGUACAUAUUUGAUAGUGAAAAUGGUGCAGGUGUUGAGCAAAAUGAAGACGAGGCAAGCAGGGGGAACGGUAACCACAGAAAUGAAACCCCCAGAGCAAACGAGGGUUAUAUGAACCACAGUCAUGUAGAUAAUACGGAUCGUAUGAGACAAGACCAUGCGGAUAAUGCGGAUAAUGCAGAUAAUGCGGAUCGUACGAAGAACGACCAUACGGAUAACAGGAAUGGGAUCAUUCCCCCCAUUGUUGAACUAAACAACGAAAUGAACAGCGACAAAGGAAGAAAGAGACUGAGCAGUCGUAGUAGCACCCCAAAUAACGAAAUAAACAUAUGCGUUUUAGGAGAACAGAACUGCGGAAAAACGACCCUAGUCGAAUCUAUUUUAAAGGAAAAUAUAAUAAACGAAAAAGAUGUGUAUGCAUUAUUUGGAAGAAGGAAAUACAUCAAUAAUGAUAUGUGUAUAAAUUAUAAAGAUAAACAAAUACAAAUAUUAGAUAGUUGUAGCUUAAAGAAGCAGCACAAAUUUAUUAAUGAAGACAUGUAUCAUAAUGAAAAUAAUAGAGUAUAUAAUAACAUAAGGAAAAGUAGUAUUUGUAUAUAUAUAAAAGAAGCAAAAAAUAAUUCCAUACAAUUGCAUAAAGAAGAUAAGAAGAUGAUAUUUUAUUUAUUGAAAGAAAAAAAAAAUAUACUCUUUUUAAUAAGCAAAGCAGAUUUAAUUAUAACAGAUUUUGAAAAGAAGAAAUGCGAAUUUUUAAAAAUAUUCCAAGCUGCUUUUAAUGAUAUUCCUGUUAUGUUCAUAAAUACAAAUAACACUUAUCAUAUUCAAUCGUUAUUACAUAAAGUUGUACACAUACAUAACAGGAAUAAUAGUACUAUAUCUACUAGUACAUUAAAUUUAUUUCUUACACAGUUUUUAAAAUUAUUUCCAAUUCCAUGGAAGAAUAAAAAGAAAUGCCAUUUUAAAUUUAUAAAACAAAUUAGGACUAACCCUGUUACUUUCCUUAUCUUUACCAAUUUGUAUAAACAGAUACCUAAUAAUUAUUUAUCCUUUUUUAAGAAAAAAUUAAAGCACGAAUUUGAUUUAAAAUAUGUUAACAUUCAAUUUGUUUUUAAGACUACAUGUGAAAACAGACAUGUUAGGAAAAAUCAGCGCGUAUGA
Plasmodium malariae is the source of this 2514-nucleotide messenger RNA. Its product is annotated as Ras-like G protein, putative. NCBI's taxonomy places the organism in Eukaryota, Apicomplexa, Aconoidasida, Haemosporida, Plasmodiidae. The record is from RefSeq and is a predicted model, not a curated record. Bases 1 to 2514 code for a protein of 837 amino acids. Gene Ontology annotation, molecular function: GTP binding. The transcript has a single exon.